Messenger RNA from Pungitius pungitius (ninespine stickleback), 1369 nucleotides. It is a transcript of the gene rab25b, whose product is annotated as RAB25, member RAS oncogene family b. Lineage: Eukaryota; Metazoa; Chordata; Actinopteri; Perciformes; Gasterosteidae. Gene Ontology annotation, molecular function: GTPase activity; GTP binding. Gene Ontology annotation, cellular component: recycling endosome; Golgi apparatus. The record is from RefSeq and is a predicted model, not a curated record. Bases 290 to 916 code for a protein of 208 amino acids. Gene Ontology annotation, biological process: exocytosis. The transcript has 5 exons.
AGCGCAACAACAACCUGGGUACACUCAGCAUGUCUUGUUCAAACAAGCCAGCUUUCCAGCUCAGAUAGAGACCGGGUGGCGAAGGGCAGAAAAUAAAACUGGCGACCGCCACACGUGUGCCAAAAGCAUCUCUGCGGCCACGGUGUUUCCUCGAAGGCCGAGGACCUGAGGAGGAGGAGGAGGCCGCGUUGUGGCGUCAGUCAGCGUCCUCUUGACCUGCAGGUCGGCCCCCGUAGGCUCUGGAGACACGGCAGUGAACUGAGGGGCGGCAACACUGGAUGGACAGAACAUGGGGUCAGAUGAGGUCUACAACUUUGUCUUCAAGGUGGUUCUAAUCGGAGAAUCCGGCGUGGGGAAGAGCAACCUCCUCUCCCGCUUCACCAAAAACGAGUUCAGCCACGACAGCCGCACGACCAUCGGGGUGGAGUUCAGCACGCGGACCACGCAGCUCAGCGGCUUCACCGUCAAGGCCCAGAUCUGGGACACGGCCGGGCUGGAGCGAUACCGGGCCAUCACUUCCGCGUACUACAGGGGUGCUGUGGGAGCCCUGCUGGUCUAUGACAUCACGAAGCACCUCACCUACGAGAGCGUGGAGCGCUGGCUGAAGGAGCUGUACGACCACGCCGACCCGCACAUCGUGGUCAUGCUGGUGGGCAACAAGUCCGACCUGGAAUCCGAGAGGUCCGUGCCCAACGAAGAGGCUAAAGACUUCGCAGAAAAGAAUGGACUUUUGUUUCUGGAGACGUCUGCUUUGGAGUCAACUAACGUGGAGGCAGCAUUCAACAAUGUCCUGGCAGAGAUUCACAGGAAGGCGAACAGUAAGGAGGUGGUCCGGGGGCCCAUCAGUGCUGUGACCUUGAACAGCUCCAGUGCAGAAAAGCCAGAGGAGGACAAAGCCUGCUGCAGAAACAUCUGAUCUCAGGGUCCUCCAGGAACCCCGGGGGGGGGGGGGGGGGGGCUCAGGGUGGCAGACAGGUGACCUUCACCCACAACCCGGCGGUUGAGAUUGACGGGAGGCACGCGACAACCACGGGGGCCAAUAUAAACGUUUUUUUUUUUUUUUUUUGGCUUAAGUGAUGCCUCUUUAUUGUGUCAGUAAAUGUAGCUGGUGUUCAACAUCAUUCGCCUCGGCUGACUAUGGAACAUAGGUCAAAAGUUCAACACCUAACCGUGGGACCUGUAAGGUUUUAUAUUUAUAAUCUGUGCACACAAUUGGCGCACCGUAGACCCAUCACUGUGUGUGUAAAUGUAAAUUGCACACGACUGUUUCAUUGUGUGUCGUUGGCACUGUGAGUCUUGCUGUCACAGCUGUGCAUGCGCGGAUAAAUGGAUUGCAAUCCUGUUGAAAAAUAAAUCAUUCAUGGAGAAC